This is a messenger RNA of Siniperca chuatsi (mandarin fish), 2455 nucleotides long. It is a transcript of the gene cbr4, whose product is annotated as carbonyl reductase 4. The record is from RefSeq and is a predicted model, not a curated record. Bases 149 to 895 code for a protein of 248 amino acids. Gene Ontology annotation, molecular function: oxidoreductase activity, acting on the CH-OH group of donors, NAD or NADP as acceptor; quinone binding. Gene Ontology annotation, biological process: fatty acid biosynthetic process. NCBI's taxonomy places the organism in Eukaryota, Metazoa, Chordata, Actinopteri, Centrarchiformes, Sinipercidae. The transcript is spliced from 6 exons.
UGUCCACUGCGCCAUCUAUCGACCAAUGACAAGCAACGCAACAACACCGAAUAGAAACAUGGCGACGUCCAUGAGCCCCUGUUGUUCAGUCUUUUUUCACUCAAUAAAAGUUUUGUCAGACGGAAAAUAACAGUCGAAAAUAAGUGUCAUGUCCAGGCUGGCAGUGGUGUGCGGGGGCUCCAGGGGCAUUGGGAAGGCUGUGUCCCGCCUGCUGGCAGAGAGGGGCUGCAGGUUGGCUGUUGUCUCCAGGAACGAAGAUGCUGCCCGCUCCACUGUGGCAUCACUACGUGGAGCUGACCACGUGGCUCUCAGCUGUGAUGUCUCUAAAGAGCAGGAGGUGCAGAAAACCUUUGAGACGAUCCAGAACACCUGUGGAAACAUCUCUUAUCUUGUGAACGCAGCUGGCAUCAACAGACCACUGUGUGUGUGUGUUUGUUUGUUCAGGGAUGCUCUGUUACUGAGGACCAAGCCGGAGGACAUGUUGGCUCUGCUUCACACCAACCUGCUGGGCACCAUGCUGACCUGCAGGGCAGCACUGCGCAGCAUGCUGCACACCCAGGGAGCAGCCAUUGUUAAUAUAGGCUCUGUUGUGGGCCUGAAAGGGAACGCCGGCCAGUGUGUCUACAGUGCCAGUAAAGCCGGUCUAGAGGGCUUCACCCGAUCUUUGGCUAAAGAAGUCGCUUCACGCAAUGUCAGAGUUAACCUGCUGGCUCCAGGUUUCAUCCGCACCGACAUGACCGCAGGGCUGAAGGAGGAAGACGGGUUGCGCUCUAUCCCACUGGGGAGAUUUGGUGUGCCGGAGGAGGUCGCCCAGGCUGUCCUCUUCCUUUUGGAGUCUUCCUACAUUACAGGACAGGUGCUGGUGGUGGAUGGAGGACUGCAGCUGGUCAUGUAGGGAAUGGGGCCUUCCUCUGGAAUUAUCUCACCACUCAAAACAAUGGCAGUGAGACAGGUGAAAGCCUCACCCUGCCUUUUCUUGAAAAUUGUAUGUCUUGUUUAAGGCAUAGAAGUUGGAGACGUGAACAUUUACACUUAACAAGGUUUCGUGGCUGAAAUGGAAUGUUGCUGAGUGGGAGAUUGGUGUAUAUAUAAUAUUUAUUAUCUGCUGUUUCCUUGUCAAAAUUCUUGCUGCAAAACACAAAGAGUAAACAGAAUCUUUGAACAAGUUGCGAAAAGGCUGUUACAAAUCCACAUCUUUCAGAGGACCACUGUCCUGCUGCUCUGUCUUUCUGCUGAGUCACUUUGUCUGGCCACAGUAGGCGUGGCCUGAUGGGUGUCAUGACUAACACUGCUGACUCCAGUGUGUCUGGCCCAGUCCAGACCUCUAUGCCCUCAGGUCCUAAAUUUGAUCAGUAGAUUGAACGCUGUUGGUCUUUUUCCAUGACUGUAAAGCGCCCGCUCAUGUUUUGUUCCCCCACCUCCCACGGGAGACCCCCUCACAGCCAGCACACGUUGCCCCUCCACCAGCGGCCCCCUAAGCCCACCUCUGGAGGGGCCUGUCGAGGGGCCAGAUGAUGUUGGGUUGCAGCUGGAGGAAAUUAGAGGUAGUGGUGGAGGUGGGGGGGUAUUUUUAGCUCUGGGAAUGUUUUGAGUGUCUGGUUACAGCUCUGGACCUGUAGUGUGGAUGGAUGGGGUUGGAGGUUGACCGUCAUGCCAAGUGAUGAGAUUUGAAAUGCUGCGUUGCUUGUUCCUUUCAUUGAAACAUGCUGUUACCAUCCAUAAGUGUCAUGACCGUGACUUUAAAUGAGCUUCGAUUGUGCUCUCUCUCUUUUAUGUGCACUUGUAUCCUAAAUGUUGUGUUUUCUAUUAAAGGAUUGGGUUAGAUUAUACUCUGAUUAGCAUUCUUAGCAAGAAUGGUAUUUCCAAUGUGACUGAUAAUGUGUUUGUUUUGGCAUUCUCGUAUUGUUUUAGGAAGAGCCUGCCAGUCUGUAAAAACAUCUCACGCUGUCUCUGAAGAGUUUGAUUUUUAUUAACUUUCAUAACCUAAAAUAAUAUCAGGAGAACAAUCCAUAUACAGGCAUUGAUUGGCAUAGAAAUGUGCAAACACAGUAACUGUCAGCUGAUGCAAGCUCUGAACAGACACAGAAAAAGAUGUCCACUUUGUAUAGUAUUACAGAGGUGACAAAAAUAGUAGAUAUAAAUAUACCUUGCCUUUCACUUUUCACCAGCUUAGAGUGUUUUCUACCCAUGAAUACUGGGAAAAAAGUUGUGUUUUUAUACAUCCUGGAAAAAGUUGUUUGGCACUUUACAAGUGUCCAAAAGUAACAUGCAAAGAAAUUGUGUUUGCAUUAGCCUAAAUGUGAUUUGAGGCUGUAAAUAUAUUUAUAAAACUUCAUGAUACAGAAAAGAUUGUUUUAUCAGUGAACAAAAGGCUGCUGAUAUAAUUUAUGUCAAGAUUGUUGGGAAAGUAAAGUCUUUUUUUGUUUCAUACAAAAAUAAAAUGGACAAUCUGUGA